GGCGCCGCCGGGCGGAAGAGCCCUUCCCGCCCGGAAGCGCCGCCUCGGAGCCCCGGCGGCCCGGGCUGGCGCGGCCCCGCCGAGGGCGGCAGGGCCGGGCAGCCUCCCCUCCUCCCCCGGGGCAUGGAGCCGGGCGCCGAGCACCAGCAGCAGCUCCGCAGCCUGCGGGACUUCCUGCUGGUCUACAAUCGGAUGACCGAGCUCUGCUUCCGCCACUGCGUCUCCAAUCUCAACUACCGCCUGCUCACCGGGCGCGAGGAGACGUGCCUCGAGAGCUGCGCCGGCAAGCUGGUCCACGCCAACCACCGCCUGAUGCGCGCCUACGUGGCGCUGAUGCCCUCCCUCGUGCAGCGCCGCGCUUCCAACUAUGAGGCCAGCGCAGCCCAGGCGUCCCAGAUCUCGGCCACGGAGGGACCAGCGGCGGCGGUGACGCCUGCCCUGCCGGGGGCUGGGGGACCAGGAACCGCUCCUGACCCGCUGGCAGCUCCGGGCCCUGGCGGACCCUCGCAAGGGGCUCCGGGUGCUGGCACGUAGCACGGCUGUCAUCCUGGGUCGCACCUUCCAACGACGGCAGCGGUGGGCCGGGUGGCAACAGGACAGAGCCGGGCCCCAUGUUACCGGCGGGAGAAGUAACGUCUUGGCACUGUGGCGUGGUCUGGGCCUCCACGUGCUGCCGGCAGCCCUGGUCCGGAGCCGCAGAUCCACUCUGCGCCCAGACCUGGCCUUGAGCAUCUGCGUCCUCUAGAGCGUCAGCAUCGAGAGCCUCCUGGCAGUGGCCAAGCCUGUUCUGUGCCGGCUGGGGCUGGUGGGGGGUGCGGAGGGCACCAAAAAAGAAAUGGCAGUGUCUGCCCUUCCGGCCAGGGGAGUUCCCUCCUGAACUGUGUCCUAACAGCUCCUGCGCUGGGUUUUCCUGCUCCAGACCUGGGGCGCUAGUAUUGCAAGGAAAUGGUUUCCUAGUGCUAAUAAAACAUUUUUUCAUUAA
Messenger RNA from Harpia harpyja (harpy eagle), 982 nucleotides. It is a transcript of the gene TIMM10B, whose product is annotated as translocase of inner mitochondrial membrane 10B. Lineage: Eukaryota; Metazoa; Chordata; Aves; Accipitriformes; Accipitridae. The record is from RefSeq and is a predicted model, not a curated record. Gene Ontology annotation, cellular component: mitochondrial intermembrane space chaperone complex. The transcript is spliced from 3 exons. The coding region runs from base 124 to 534 and encodes 136 amino acids.